Molecule: messenger RNA, 999 nt
Organism: Cylicostephanus goldi
Lineage: Eukaryota; Metazoa; Nematoda; Chromadorea; Rhabditida; Strongylidae
Source: the annotation of a GenBank genome assembly
AUGAUAGAACAUCUUGACGAAGACGCACGUUUGCUCUUUUUGUCUUCAUGGUUGCCAUCCAAUCUGGCCGCUUAUGCAGCGAGAAAUACGGCGGGUUUUGUGAUUGCAGAGCUCAUCAAUCUAAUCAGGGAUGUACAUUUCCGGAUAACAACGCAAAAUGUCAAACGCCCAGAAAUUCGCCAUGUAGAGUGGGCGAUUGACAAGCGGAAUGCAAGUUUUGCAGAUGCCAUAGGGGCUCCGAAGAAAUUGCGAAUGCCUAUGCAGAUUCCCAGCGUUUCUUGGGAGGAUGUCGGAGGCCUUGAAGAAACGAAGCGUGUUGUGAUAGAAAGUAUCGAGUCAAAUCUGCAUGGCACUGGACUCAAAAGAUCAGGAGUAAUCUUCUUUGGACCCCCAGGCUGUGGAAAGACACUAAUUGCUAAAGGUGACAGUCUAGCUGUGGCAACUGAGUUUAAAAUCGCUUUUUUGAACGUCAAAGGACCGGAACUGCUGAACAAAUAUGUUGGUCAAAGUGAAGAAAAUCUUCGAAAAGUCUUUGAAAGAGCUCGGCAAGCAUCGCCCUGUGUUAUAUUCUUCGAUGAGCUGGAUUCUUUGGCGCCAAGUCGAGGACGAAGCGGAGAUUCUGGGGGUGUUGCUGACAGAAUAGUUUCACAACUACUGGCAGAACUCGACAGUUUGCAUCAAUCGCCCCAUAUCAAGGUGUUUGUCAUGGCCGCUACCAACAGAGCAGAUCUGUUAGAUCCAGCAUUGCUAACUCCUGGAAGAUUCGAUAAAAUCAUCGAGGUCAAGCCUGGAACAGAUGUGGAGUCAAAGGUGAAAAUUUUGGAAGCGGUGACGCGAAAGUUACACUUGGCGAAGGAUGUGGACUUGCAUGCAGUGGCUGAACAGUGCGGCGAAAUAGCGACUGGAGCUGAGAUGUACGGACUGGUAUCAGCAGUAGUACUUGAGGCGGUACGUGAACAGGUGAGGCAAUUUUUGGGCGGAUUUGGCAUAUCGCUAUAG